AUGCGCUCCAUUUCUCUCUUUUUGCUGUUUCAUUCGGCACUCUCGUUUACUCCUUGCCCAUUGCUUGGCCCAACUUACCCUCCCUUCAAACUUGAAACUAGGGAUCCCAUAAUUGUCGACUCAUUGAAAAACCUUACUGAGAGCUUCGAUGAGUUGAUGAGGACUGGUAUCGGUGAGAACGGCCCGAUAACGAAGAAUACGACAACCCUUGGCAUGGCGUUGUUUUCUGCGAAUAACGGAAACGCUCAGGAUGAGCCAUUCUUCUGGCAGUAUCACUAUACUGCUCCUGAGUAUAAGAAGAUUAUCAGAAGAUCUCAGAAUGUCACUAAGGAUAGUAUAUACCGCAUUGGCGGCUUGACUGAAGUCUUCACUGUUUGGAGCCUCCUCUUGACCGUUGGAGACAAGAUCUUCAAUGAUCCUGUUACCAAGUACCUCCCUGAGUUGGCCAAUGGAUCAAGCACUGCUACAUCUAUCAGUCACACCAAAUGGGAUGAAAUAACUGUUGGCCAAAUUGCCAGUCACAUGGCUGGAACUGCCCGGAACUACUGCUCCCACGGUGUUACCUUGCCAAAAAAUAUUUCCAAAGGUGGACUACCAGAUCGCUCUGCUUUUAACCUGCCUUGCUGUAGCAUUGACUCGAAAUGCAGUCAAAGCGAAUUUAUCCAGCAGCUGGCAAAGCGAGCGCCUGUUGCUCCUGCUGGUACGACGCCCGCGUAUUCAAACAUGGGCUUCCAACUCCUAGGGUACAUCAUCGAGCGACACACCGGUCAUAGUUUCGAGGACCUUGUCCAGAACAAGAUCUUCGAUCCGCUCGGACUGAACAAAACCACUAUCUUCGCCCCUAAGCACUCCAAGGACGGUGUGAUUCCUGUCGACCAGGAAGCGAGUGGCUGGUCGAGCCAUCUCCCCGGUUCCGAAGCAUCGACUUCCAUAUUCACCAGCGUUGAAGAUCUCGCCCUUGCUGGAAAAGCUAUCCUAAAGUCUACCCUUCUCUCCUCUGCCCAAACCAACCGCUGGCUGAAGCCCGUCUCUCACACUGCGAAUCCUAAGAACUCUGUCGGAUACCCAUUCCUUAUCUACAGUGGUGGCGAUUACCCUGACACAUCGCCAAUGAUCGACGUAUACACCCUCCUCAGUAACGAGGGCUACGAAGAAGGCCUUUAUAGCUCGUAUUUGGGCUUGGUUCCGGACUGGGGCGUCGGCUAUGCUAUCCUGUCUGCCGACACUGUGAGACCAGCUGAUCUAAAUGAACACGCCGAUUAUAUGCAGACAGCGCUGAAUGGAGUAAUCACAACAGCGGUUCAGCAGGCAGCUCGAAAUUACAGUGGUCGGUAUAUUAGUUCUGGUAGCUCAACCUCGUAUAUUGUUGUUGACUAUGAGAAGAGGACUCCAUGGGGCUUGUACAUCGAGGAUUUCGUGAGCAAUGGUACGGAUUUAAGGAAGACACUAUCAGAACUCUUUGGUGUCUCUCAUGCAUCGGACCUCAGUAUUCGUCUCUAUCCGACGGGUCUUUCUGAGGAGACCGGCUCCGGCUCCAGGCAGACAUUUCGAGCUGUUUUUCAGGAUGAAACUGAGCUGGCUGACAAUGGCACGCCGACCUGUGUAUCAUGGUUGGAGCUGGACAAGUACCAGUAUGCUGGCCAUGGAUUGGAUGAGUUCAUAUUUACUCUAAACGCUCAAGGUGAAGCUGUUAGGGUUGAGAUUCCUGCGCUAAAUGUGACCCUGCAGAAGAGAUAG
This is a messenger RNA of Penicillium longicatenatum, 1737 nucleotides long. RefSeq names its product serine hydrolase domain-containing protein. Lineage: Eukaryota; Fungi; Ascomycota; Eurotiomycetes; Eurotiales; Aspergillaceae. Bases 1 to 1737 code for a protein of 578 amino acids. The record is from RefSeq and is a predicted model, not a curated record. The transcript has 4 exons.